ACGCACGAUCCCGACGCAAACUACAUCCUCUCUCCAAUUAUUGCCCAGACUGACUAACUUUGCAUGUGACCAGUUUUUUAUCUGGUCAUUUUUUGUAGAUAUUUCCUUCCCCACAAAAGUGACUGGGCAUUAUUCCUCGUCACCACAAAGUAAACCCAGUAACAUAUUUGCUACUCUUCACCCGUGACGAAAAGGAGCAGCUGCCCGUUUUCUUAUUUAGCUUUCGAAAUUAGCUUUAGGUUCAAAAGUUGCUAUAAAGUAAUCAUUUGAACAUGGCAGCCGCAGCUGUUGGGCCAAGUUCGUCGUCGCCGAAGGGUUCCAAAACGUCCAAUAAGCCGUGGGCGCGAACUGAUAUUCCCGACCUGACCGGAAAAGUUUGCAUGGUAACUGGUGGCACCGGUGGAAUUGGGUACGAAACUGCGAUUGCACUGGUCCAAUCCGGCGCACAAGUCUUUGUCGUGGGAAGAAGUGAAGAAAGAGGAAAUGAGGCAGUGGAAAAAAUCAAAAAUGCAAUAAAAUUGAUUCCAUCAGCCGGAACGGUCUCUUUUCUCCAGGCAGAGCUCGGCAGUAUGGCCUCUAUUGAGGAAUUUGCAAAAAAUUUCAACGCUAAAGAGCUCGCUCUGGACAUCUUAAUUAACAAUGCCGGAAUAUCUGCACCACCCACGAGACAAACAACAAUUGAUGGAUUUGAAUCUGUCAUGGGGACAAAUCAGUUGGGGACUUUCGCCGUCACGGGACAACUUCUCCCAUCUCUCAAACGCAGCACAGCCCCACGUGUUGUUACCGUCUCCAGUGCAAUGGCAGAACAUUGUCAACCGCUGGAUUUCGAAGAUUUCCAAACAGAGCGGAAAAAGUAUCCGGGACACAAAUUGUAUGCACAGUCAAAACUCGCAAAUAUGCUAUUCACCGUUGAGCUCCAGCGAAAAAGUGAUGCGAAUGGGUGGGGAAUUUCUGCCAUCGUCGUCCAUCCUGGCCUCGUCAAGACGGAAAUGACUGCCAAACGAGAUACUCUAUUUUCAAAAUUCAUUGGUGUCGCUGUCCUUCCAUUUCUUGGGCAAGAAGCAGCAGUUGGGUCUCAUCCCUCCCUCUGUGCGGCGACGUGUCCUACUGUAAAGGGGGGCGAGUAUUACGGUCCUGGGGGUUUAAUGGGGGCAAGCGGAAACGUGACCAAGUUGGAGAUACCCAAAAAUGCAAAAGACGUCACAGCAGCUGAACAACUAUGGAAAGUUUCCGAAGAAUUGACAAAGGUGGUUUACAAUUAGAGGCAGAAUGCAACCCCAUUCGCACGAUAUGCAAGUUUUAUGCAACUCCUUCAACAAGCCAUUAAGCAAAUGCUUGUUUGACAAAUUAUUUAGUUAAUCAUACGUUAUGUAAAUAUUUUUUAUCAAUACAAUGAAAUUAGUGAGCGUUCAGGUUUUUGGUUAUUAUUUAUAUGUUUGAAUACUUUCAAUUGUGUUAUAUUCAUUGACUGGACAUUUUAGGUACGUAUUAAUUAAAAUCUAAAUCUUCUUAAGA
Molecule: messenger RNA, 1515 nt
Organism: Folsomia candida
Lineage: Eukaryota; Metazoa; Arthropoda; Collembola; Entomobryomorpha; Isotomidae
Product: dehydrogenase/reductase SDR family member on chromosome X
Exons: 5
Coding region: 273-1262 (329 amino acids)
Source: RefSeq, a predicted model, not a curated record